This is a messenger RNA of Malaclemys terrapin pileata, 6115 nucleotides long. RefSeq lists its product as uncharacterized. The transcript is spliced from 13 exons. The record is from RefSeq and is a predicted model, not a curated record. NCBI's taxonomy places the organism in Eukaryota, Metazoa, Chordata, Testudines, Emydidae. Bases 2 to 3985 code for a protein of 1327 amino acids.
GAUGGCGACUCUGUGGGGAUGGAGGGCAGGGACCAUGGGGCUGGGGAGUCUCCUCAUCCCCCUUCUCUUCCUUGGGGUGGCCGAUUCCCAGCUGGUCCUGUCUGUGGGCCCCUCCCCGGUGAGGGCUGCGCUGGGCUCCGACGUACAGCUGCCCUGCACCUUCACCGUCACGGAGCGCUUUGAGAUCACUAAGUUCUACCUGGCCUGGUCUCUGGGGGGCCACAGGGUGGCCGAGUACGUCAGAGAACAGAAAAUCUACCAGCAGGGAUCAGAGCUUUUCCCCGAGGAGCUGAGCAGGGGGAACUGCUCCCUGCUGCUGCGCCAAGUGGCCGUGCGGGACGGAGGCAGAUACACCAGCACCGUCAUCUACACGCCCGACAAGGAGGAGAAGCAGCUGGAGCUGCAGGUGACGGCUGCUCCCAGACUCUCCACCCCCCGGAAAGCAGGAGUGUUAAACGCAGCGACCUCCUUCCCCUGCCACGUGUGGGGAUUCUACCCCGGGGACGUCACCGUCACGUGGCUGAGAGACGGGCGGGUUCUGCCCGACACCACCCGCUCUGCCCCCCAGACGAACCCGGACGGGACCUUUAACCUCACCCUGACCUACACCUUCACCCCCACUGCGAGCGACUCCGGCAGCAACUUCUCCUGCCAAGUCAGCCACGCGGCUCUGGCCCAGCCCCUGCGCGAGGAGUUCCCCCUGGUUAUUGGAGCUCCUCCGAGAAUCUCUGUUCCCAGGCAAUCGGCCGUAAGAAAUACAGAGACCUUCUUCUCCUGCCACGUGUGGGGAUUCUACCCCGGGGAUGUCACUGUCACGUGGCUGAGAGACGGGCGGGUUCUGACUGACGCCACCCGCUCUGCCCCCCAGAGGAACCCGGACGGGACCUUUAACCUCACUGCAAUUUACAUGUUCACCCCCAUCGAGAGCGACUCCGGCAGCAUCUUCUCCUGCCGCGUCAGCCACGCGGCUCUGGCCCAGCCCCUGAGGGAGGAGUUCCCCCUGGCUGUCACAGAGGCGCAUGGUUCCACCACGGCGCUCACAGCAGUGCUGGGGAUCUCGGUAACACUGGCCACGGUGACGACAGCGUUAGCCACUUACUUCUGGUGCCGAUGGAAAGGCCGCUGUGCCCCCACCAGCACUGAUGGGAAAGUUCCCUACUCCGUCUGCAAGGUACCAGGCAGGGGAGCCCCCUACUCCAUCUCCGAGGUGCUGGGACCAGAGUGGUGUCCCCUGGGACAGGAGGUGACCCUGAGUUGCUCCAUGGAGGGGAAGUUCCCGAAGGACACGGCUGUGACGUGGGAGCGGAUACACGGACAGGACAGGACGGUGAUCGGGACUGACGGGGUCAGUGAGGCCGGGGAGGGGCCUGACCACCAGCCGCUGUUACACCCCCAGCCCCAGCGCUGGAGAGCGACACAGGAGAGAUCAGAGACCUGCCUCAUGGCCUCCCUGAGCUUCACCCCCACGGUGCAGGACGACGGGGCCCGGGUCAGGUGCAGCUUCCACCACGAGGCCAGAGGGAUCCGAGAGCAGCGAGAGUCCGGGGAGAUCCGGCCGUGGGUCCGGCCGCAGGUGUCCGGGAUCCAGGUGUUACCGCACUGGGAGCCCCCGGGGGAGGUGCCGUUUGCCGUCCAGAUCCAGAACUUUUACCCCAGGGAGAUUCACCGGAUCCAGUGGAGCUGGGACGGGGCAGAGAGCAGGAGAGACGAGACCCCAGAAAUCAGCCAGAACCCGGAUCUCAUGUUCAGUGCUACCAGCAUCUGGAGAAUCCCCAGCCGGGAACUGAACCGUCCGGAGAUCAGAGUCCAAGUGUCCGUUCAGCAAAGCCCCCGGGAGCCCCCGAUCGAGAGAGAGAUCAGAGCUGAGGACACAGGUCUCCUGCGGCCCCCGGAGGUGUCGGAAAUCUCCCAACCGGAGUCAGUGACGGCGGGGGAGGAAAUCACCCUGAGCUGCCGCAUGACGGGGCAUUUCCCCGGGGCGCUGAGUGUGACCUGGCUCAGGAGGGGCCGGGGGGCCGGGGCUGCUGUUCCCCUGCAGGGCUCUGCCGAGUACAGAAUCAAGCCCGGAGCUCCCCGCACACAGGACGGGAAAAGCUUCCAGCAGGAGACGAGACUCAGCUUCACCCCCUCGGUGCAGAGAGACCAGGAGGCCGAGUACGUCUGCCGGGUGGGACACGUCGCCCUACAGACCCCCCUGGAGAGACGCAGCCGGGAGCUGCAGGUGGAAGUCCCACAGGCUCCAGUUCUGGGCGAGAUCUCCCGGCCGCAGGUCCUGAGCCCCAGGGAGCCGGUUACACUGAGCUGCCAAAUAUCCAGGUUCUACCCCAAGGAGCUGAGAGUGACCUGGCACCGACGGGGAAGGGGAGAGUCGGCGUUCAGGCACUUAGACAACCCGAACACCCACAAGAUUGUCACCCCAGACCCCACAGCCGCCUCAGACAGGAAAUCCUACAGCGUGAAGUCCCAACUCCGCUUCACCCCCAUGCUGCCCGAGGACGACGGGGCAAAGUACCUGUGUUCUGUGGAACAUCAAACCCUAAAGAAGGCUGAAGUAAAAUCCACUGGGCCGCUGGAGCUGCGAGCCCUGCCGCAGGUGUCCGGGAUCCAGGUGUUAUCGCACUGGGAGCCCCGGGAUCAGGUGCCGUUUGCCGUCCAGAUCCAGAACUUUUACCCUGGGAGGAUUCACCAGAUCCAGUGGAGCUGGGACGGGGCAGAGAGAUGGAGAGACGAGACCCCAGAAAUCAACCAGAACCCGGAUCUCACGUUCAGAGCUACCAGCGUCUGGAGAAUCCCCAGCCGGGGACUGAACCGUCCGGAGCUCAGAGUCCGAGUGUCCAUUCAGCAAAGCCCCUGGGAGACUCCAAUCAAGAGAGAGAUCAGAGCUGGGGAUACAGGUCUCCUGCGGCCCCCGGAGGUGUCGGAAAUCUCCCAACCCCAGUCAGUGACGGCGGGGGAGGAAAUCACCCUGAGCUGCCGCAUGACGGGGCAUUUCCCCGGGGCGCUGAGUGUGACCUGGCUCAGGAGGGGCCAGGGGGCUGGGGCUGCUGUUCCCCUGCAGGGCUCUGCCGAGUACAGAAUCGAGCCCGGAGCUCCCCGCACACAGGACGGGAAAAGCUUCCAGCAGGAGACGAGACUCAGCUUCACCCCCUCGGUGCAGAGAGACCAGGGGGCUGAGUACGUCUGCCGGGUGGGACACGUUGCCCUAGGGACCCCCCUGGAGAGACGCAGCCGGGAGCUGCGCGUGGAAGGCUCCAGUUCUCGGCGAGAUCUCCCGGCCACAGGUCCUGGCCCCUGGGAAGAAGGUUACGCUGAGCUGCCAAAUAUCUGGGUUCUACCCCAAGGAGCUGAGCGUGACCUGGCUCAGGAGGGGCCGGGGGGCCGGGGCUGCUGUUCCCCUGCAGGGCUCUGCCGAGUACAGAAUCGAGCCCGGAGCUCCCCGCACACAGGACGGGAAAAGCUUCCAGCAGGAGACGAGACUCAGCUUCACCCCCUCGGUGCAGAGAGACCAGGGGGCCGAGUACGUCUGCCGGGUGGGACACGUCGCCCUAUGGACCCCCCUGGAGAGACGCAGCCGGGAGCUGCAGGUGACGGGUGGCCCCUUCCCAACAGAGACAGGGCGGUGCAUGAGCCGUCCUGCAGUCGCACCACGGCCAGAGCUGGGGAGAGAGAGACACCUCCCAACAGCUCGGAGGGGAGAGAACAAACUGCCCCACGCACCGCUGCUUCCACCGAAAGUUCAGGAUUCAGCCCCUGCCGUGGUUCAGUCUCUCCAGCAUCCUCCGAUGAGCAGCGCCCAGCGAGAAUCCAGCGCCAGCUACGUGUCUUCCCAGGGACCCGCACCGAGCAGGGCUCAGGGGGCAGCCGGGACAGGGAACCUUGUGGGACAAAGGGGCAGGAGUGCUGGUUUCCUGGGGCACAUACAGAGCCGCUUUUAUCCAUAAUCCCUGCAUGCGGCCAGGGGGGCAGAGACACCCCACUGCUCUGAACUGGAAAGACAGCGGAGUCUAAGUCCCUGCAGGCAGGGCUGGCUCCAGGCACCAGCAUAACAAGCAGGUGCCUGGGGCGGCCAAUGAAGAGGGGGGUGGCACGUCCAGCAGUUCUGCGGCAAUUCGGCGGCGGGGCCGUGACUCCCUCUUGCAGCGAAGGACCUGCCGCCGAAUUGCCGCCAUAGAAUGAAGCGGCGGUAGAGCUGCCGCCGAUCGCAAUCGCGGCUUUUUUUUUUUUUGCUUCUUGGGGUGGCAAAAUCGCUAGGGCCGGCCCUGCUUGCAGGUAUCUCAGUCUAGUCUCUGUCUCAUCACGUGGUGCCGGAGCACUGUGCCAGAUGUGCACAAUCUCCCCAGAGCGUCUAACCCCAGCUCCUCACCCCCGUUCCUGGGCAUGGAGCUAUUUCUCCCAGCAGCCUCCCCUGGGCACCGGUUACUCUGCGGGCGCUGGAUGCUGGGGUGAGGUCUCUGAGGCGCAGGGAUGGUUUCCGCCGGCAGGGGCUGAGCACAUGGGUCAUUCUGCUCUCCUGUGGUAGGGACCCCACGAAGCAGACUGUCCCCUAGCCAGGCCUGUCCAGAGACAUUUGGGGCCCUGGUCCCCAUCUCCGCCCAUUGCACCCCCAGUGCACAGAUGUUUGGGGGGGUCCUGGGCUGGACCCCUUUUACCCACCACCCCUGUCAGCCCUGUCCCCAGCCCCCCCUUGCUGCUGACAGUUCCAUGCUCCUGGGCUUUGGCGUGUCCACAUGGAGAGUUGUGCUGGUGUGACCCGCGGUGCGAGUUUACACGGCCAGCGUUAAACAGGCCCCGACUGACUGAACCGCCCGGAGCCGCUUACACGGCUGCAGCGUUCUCCUGGAGACCAGCCCUACGUCCUGGGGGGAGAGUCAGUCCCUGCAUCACCAGGGCCCAGCCCAUGGGGGGCUGGAUCUCAGCCAGUAGUUAAUGGGCACCCGUGUGGGUCCCAGAGCACAGGUGCCAGGCACUCUCGCUGGCCGGCGCUGGAGUUCAGUCACAGUCCCCAGGUUGGAGCCAGGCCUGGGGGUCGCACGCAGGGGUCACGGGGCCCAGGUCUGCCUGUGCCAGGCAGGGGCAGCCUCCCACUCAGCCGGGGCAGGUAUCCAGUGAGUCGUUCCCCCAGCCUCGAACCCUGAGCUGGGAACUCCCUGAACAGGGGCCAAGAGGCUGCUCCGCAUCCCUUCCCGGCAGCCAGUCCCUGCGGGCGGCCGGCCUGGUCCUGUGUCACAACAGGGGCCGGCUCUCUGCACCCCUGGGGCUGUGAUCAGUGAGUUUGCUGGGACUCGGUGCGGGGGCAUUGGGGGUGGGGUGGGGGGAGAGUCCUUCAAAUGGACCCCCCACCCCGCAGGCAGCUCCCAACCUGGACCCCUCCCCUGUUACCCGCUUUGCCUGCCUGCUGGUGUUUCUGGGGCUCCCCUGGGGAGAUGCUCAGUCUGGGCGGGGUAGGGGGAGACCUUCGAGCUCACCGGGGCCUGGCCAGGGCUUUAUACCGGGCAAUGGCAGCAGAAUAAGCUCUGGGCUGUACAGGGAAGUGGUCACUAAACCAGAGUCUGUGGAAUUUAUCCCCUUUGUUUAAGACAGUGUGAAAAUGGCCCAUCUUAGAGUCAAUUCUGCCCAGCUGGAGGCAGCCCCCACUCCCCCGCCCAGCCCUCGGCGUGGAGGGAUUCCCCUGGACACGUGACACUUGGCUCCCAACAAACAAGAGCAAGAUGCUGGGCCACAUCCCCAGCAGGUGUCAGUCAGUGUUGCUUUACUGCCCUGUGCUGAUUGACAGGCCAUUUGUGUACAGCCCCUAGCACCGCAGCGUCCCGGGCCAUGAUAGGCCCCAGGCACCUCUGUGAUACAAAUAAUGAGUGGGAGACACAGCCCAUCGAGUGACGGUGUGUGAGAGAGGAGCCAGUGACCCCACACAUUGUACAGGGGUGUGAGAGAGGAGCCAGUGACCCCACACACUGUACAGGGGUGUGAGAGAGCCAGAGAAUCUGGCCCUAAGAUUUUACUGAGGAGCCCAAAGACCUAAAGCCGGAAUCUGGACGUGCUUCGAUGCCAAGUUCCCUGGAGUGUCAGGUCUUGGCCUGUUCCCCACGUCUGUAUGGCACCCACCCAGCACAAUGGA